This is a messenger RNA of Salvelinus sp. IW2-2015, 1665 nucleotides long. Lineage: Eukaryota; Metazoa; Chordata; Actinopteri; Salmoniformes; Salmonidae. The record is from RefSeq and is a predicted model, not a curated record.
UGGAAAUUUAACCUGGACCGAAUUACAGAGAACACCCCGCUGCAAACUCUCGUGUCUGUGCGAAAACAGACAAUAGUCAUUACUUUCCCCGCUGGCAUAGUUUCUAAUGAUCACAUUAGGAAUUCGUUCAGAGCAAUGACAAUGUUGGGAAUGUAUGUGCCAGAUAGAUUUUCUUUGAAAUCAUCUAAUGUCCAGGAUGGAGUCGGGCUUUACACGGCGAGACGAGUGAAAAAGGGGGAAAAGUUUGGCCCUUUUGCUGGAGAGAAGAAACUACCGAGUGAGCUGGAUGAGAGCACAGACACCAGACUGAUGUGGGAGGUCCGAGGUAAUAAAGGCAAUGUGCUCUAUGUUUUGGAUGCCAGUAACCCUCGCCAUGCCAACUGGCUGCGUUUUGUCCAUCAGGCGCCAUCACAAGAGGAGAAGAACCUGGCAGCAAUCCAGGACGGAGAGAAUAUCUUCUACCUGGCAGUGGACGACAUUGAGACAGACAGAGAGCUGCUGAUAGGCUACCUGGACAGUGAUAUGGAGGAAGAGUCAGAGGAGGAGGCAGAGGAAAUCAUCAAAUAUGAAGAUGAAAAUAGCAAAGAUGCCAAACAUCUCGUUGAAAUGGAGCUGUUGAUCAAGAAGGAGGACCACCCGUGCCUGCUGUGUGAGAGCAGCUUCCCUAGUGAGGAGAUCCUAGCAGCCCACCUCCAGACCCUCCACCAGAGACCCAGUACUGAGGAGAAGGAGUACAAGUGCAGGAACUGUGGCAAGAAGUUCCCCAUCAAACAAGCCCUGCAGCGCCAUGUUCUGCACUGUGCGGAGACCCUGGGUCCUUCAGGAGACUCUUCCAGAGCCCACCACCAGUGUUCCCUCUGCUACAUCACCUUCAGCUCAGAGUCCAGUUAUGACCAGCACAAGGAGGCGUGUAGAGGAGACGCCAGGUUCAUCUGUAAGGCUGAGAGUUGUGGGAAGAGGUUCAAGAGCAAAGACUCUCUGAAGAAACACAAAGGGAACGUCCACACAGGAAGUUCCAGGCGGAAGCUCAUGUGCACCAUCUGCAACAGGAAAUGUUCCUCCUUACUGAACCUCCAGGAACAUCGCAAGGUACAUGAGAUAUUCGACUGUGCUGCCUGCGACAAGAAAUUCAUCUCGAUCAAUCAGCUCAAGCGCCACAUGAUCACUCACUCAGAGAAACGUCCAUAUACCUGUGAGAUCUGCAGUCGUUCGUUCAAGCGUCUGGACCAGGUGACGGCCCAUAAGAUCAUCCACAGUGAGGAAAAGCCCUACAAGUGUAAGCUUUGUGGGAAGGAGUUUGCCCACAGGAACGUCUACAAGAACCACAAGAAGACUCACUCAGAGGAGAGGCCGUUCCAGUGUGAGGAGUGCAAGGCCCUGUUCCGCACCCCCUUCUCUUUACAGCGCCACCUGCUCAUCCACAACAGUGAGAGGACAUUUAAGUGUGACCAAUGUGAUGCCACCUUCAAGAGAAAAGACACGCUCAACGUGCACAUCCAGGUGGUGCACGACGGACACAAGAAGUACAAGUGUGACCUGUGUGAGAAGGCCUUCGUCACCCCCUCUGUUCUCAAGAGCCACAAGAAGGAGAUGCCCCCCAGUCUGGAGCUCAGAGAAAAGACUGACCUGAGUGUGUUUGAGGAGCAAGGAGAGAAAGCGGGAUGA